This is a messenger RNA of Saprolegnia parasitica CBS 223.65, 1443 nucleotides long. RefSeq lists its product as hypothetical. NCBI's taxonomy places the organism in Eukaryota, Oomycota, Saprolegniomycetes, Saprolegniales, Saprolegniaceae. The transcript is spliced from 2 exons. Gene Ontology annotation, cellular component: lysosome. Gene Ontology annotation, molecular function: cysteine-type endopeptidase activity. The record is from RefSeq and is a predicted model, not a curated record. Bases 1 to 1443 code for a protein of 480 amino acids.
AUGAAGUUUGGGACGCUCGUCGACUGCGCGGACGACCAAGGCUGUCUCUGGAUGGGCAAGGACGGCGUGCCAGUCUCGGCCGCGCGCAUGCUUUCGGAGGCCAUGCUGCGCUUCCAUCGCGGCAACGACUACACAGAGGCGAAGCGCAACCUACAGGCCCACAUGGACUACAUCCAAGAUGUCUAUACGCACGCCAAUACGCUCAACCACCGCCUGACGAUGACGCUUGGACUCAACCCGCGCCACUUGCUCGAGGAUACAGCGGGCAUGGGCCACCCCAUGGACGCCGUCUUGUCCAACAUGAUGGCGAUGAAGCGCGAUUUGACGUACCGUCGCCUGGAUACGACGCCGUCGUCGUCGCCCACAACACUCAACUGGUGCACGACCAACAACCCAAAGGGCCGCAGCGUUUGUGCGGACGUCAAGAGCCAGCAGCUCUGUGGCUCGUGCUGGGCGUUUGCGGCCACGGAUGUGAUCGAAACCGCCGUAUCGCUCGCGACGGGCAACCAGCCCGUGUCGCUCUCGUCGCAGCAGCUGCUCUCGUGCAGCGUGUCGAAGGAGAUUCGCACGUACCAGUACUGUUUUGCCAACUCGGGCGCGGUCCCGACGUGGUUGCAGUCGGAAAUGAAGUGGGAUUCGCAGAACCAAGGCUGCAACGGCGGCAUGACGCACAUUGCUUUGGACGACGCUGCCAACAAGAUCCUCAACCUCGCGUCGCGCAUCGACUGGCCGUACGUCGACGACUCCACGCCGAGCAACAACCCGAACGCGCCCGUCGGGCCGGUCGCGCCGUCCUCGGGCAAGCGGCGUGCGCUCACCGACGACCAGCGAUUCCUCGCGACCAACGGCACGUCGAAUGCCGUCUCACAGUACAACACAUGCACGGCCACUCGCCCGGCCAACUUUACGGCCGCGCACAUCACGGGCUGGGAGCCCGCGCUCAACGCAUCGUCGUGCGCAGCGACCAAGGACCCAACGACGCUGCUCAAGAGCGCACUCGCGCGUGGGCCGUUGGCGGUCGCUCUGAGUGCGAAAGGCGCGUUCAAGUCCUUUACCGGCGGCGUGUACACGUGCCCGGCGAUCACGUCCUCGGACAUGAUCGACCACGCGCUGCUGCUGGUCGGCUACGGCACGGGCGCAGAUGGCGACUAUUGGAUUUUGAAAAACUCGUACGGCGUCUCGUGGGGCCUCCAGGGCUUCGUGCACGUCAAGACGGACAACAUGCUCAACUGCGGUCUCAACGUGUUUCCGAUUCGCGCGAUCGGCGCGUCCGCGGGCCCCGCGGCCAACAUCACGGUGGACGGCGGCGGUUCGCUGAGCUUUGGCGGCGCGUCCAUGGGCACGUGGAUUGCGAUCGCGUGCGUUGUCUCGGUCAUUACGCUGGUGCUCACGGUCGCCGGCGUCAUCGUCGCACGCAAGCGCAUGCAAAACAUGCACACGUAG